UUUCACGAUAAAAGUUGCUUAAUGCUAUUAAUAUAUAUAGCAUACAAUGUUAUUCGAGACAACCAAUUAUAUAUCAUCUCGAAAAAGCAGCAACAAUAUUUGCGAUAAUCGACUUUGCCUCUUUAGAAAGGGAAAAAAUAUGUCAACGUCAAAGGAUGUGUAUUGUGUGUUAAUUUAAAUAUUUCUACGAAAAAUUAUAAAAUAUGUGCGAUUUUGAAGAAAUGACAAGAAGAUUUUUAACCAUUCCUCCGGAUUUUGUGCCUUAUAUGGAGAAGCAUAGAUUAUACGAAUUCUUUUAUGAAUUAGUGACACAAUUAUUGAUCCAACAACCCGAGGAUCCAAUAGUGUUUAUGAAACAAUGCAUUCAACAUGCUAUACGAAAACGAGAUAUUCCCAGAAUCAUCCUUAUAGCUCCUCCAAAUUUUGGUAAAAUUCGCAUAAUUAAACAUAUACCAAGAAACAAAAAGGAAGCACGUGCAAUGCAACGUGUUGGCGUGAUACCUACACACGUAAUACAAAUUAUUCCAUCAAAUUUAGAGGACGAAAUGCAAAGUAUACUUACUAUAUUUUUGAAGCCCAAAAGUCAACCUGAAGUUAAAGCUGGUGUUAAGACAAUUCAAGAACUAGGCAAAGAUUGCGUAAAAUUAACGAAAAUUAGGAAACAUUAUAGGGCACCAUCGCUCUUUCGCAUUGUUCUUAUAGGUUCUCGAGAAUCAGGUCAUCACUCUUUGGCAAAGCAUAUAUCUGAGAGAUUUAAUCUCGUUCAUGUUGAUUUUAAUUAUAUUCUGGAGCAAGCAUGUUCGCAAGAAAUAGCUUUAGGUGAAAUGUUGCGAUUAUGUGAACAUAGAUGCGGACAUAAAUUAAAAGCAGAAGCGAGAAUACAAAUUGUUGAGCAAUACGUCCUCGGAUCCGAAUGUCUUAAAAAGGGAUGGAUUUUAACCGAUUAUCCUAAAACUAUAGAGGAAUUCAAACUUAUGGAUAUGAUAUCUACGCCACCCAAUAGAGUAAUCAUUCUCAAAAUGGACACACAAAAGUGCAGAGAAAGACUCUUAAAUCGUCAAUUUAAUGUCAUCACUGGAAUUGAAUAUAAUCUUGCGUUGUGUGAAUCUUUAAUAGAUUCAGACUGUAAAUUGGAUGUUUAUUCCAAAGAUUACAAGGAUAUCGUUGAACAAGAUCUUUGGGAGUACGAACAGAAUAUAGAAGCUAUAAUGCGAUAUGCAGGGGAAACUGCAUCCGUAAUAGAUGCGAUGGAUGAGAAAAAAUGUGUGAGAGAAAAUAUAGAAGCAUGUCUAAUGCGACCAGCACCGAUUGCGAAACCUAGAAUUCCACAACCACCAUCUAUAAUUGAUCCCAUGGAUAUAGAAUUCGAUCCUGAUGAUGAACCCGAUCCAAAAAUCUUCGACGACAUACGCGCACCGGAGCCUAAAUAUUCUUUUAUAUAA
Nylanderia fulva is the source of this 1442-nucleotide messenger RNA. The record is from RefSeq and is a predicted model, not a curated record. NCBI's taxonomy places the organism in Eukaryota, Metazoa, Arthropoda, Insecta, Hymenoptera, Formicidae.